Messenger RNA from Moneuplotes crassus, 655 nucleotides. The record is from the annotation of a GenBank genome assembly. NCBI's taxonomy places the organism in Eukaryota, Ciliophora, Spirotrichea, Euplotida, Euplotidae.
ACCAAAGCAUCCAUCCAAUCUCCAAAAUCAUAGAAGAUUUUCUGCGCAGUAAAUAUUCCAGACUUAUAGAAAAAUAAUUUUGUAAUAGAAAUUUGAUGUUUUUCACUCAAAGUUAUAAUAUCGACUUUAUAAUAAUGGACGAGCACAAAAUGAACAAAAAUGGAUAGCUCUUGUCUCAGAGCCAUCUUAGUCUUGUUAUUUCGUAUCUAAGCUUAGGAGAAUGCCAAGAAAAGUAUCGUCUAGAAAUAAAAUGAUCACUUUAUGUCAAAAAUUCAAGAUCCGAAUCUUUUACAUCGGAGCUAUGAUCUUGUAUGUUUUUGACAUAUUUAGCACACAAAGGAGAGAGAAGCAGCUAGAGCCCCGCUUCUCCUUAGACCUAUCCUCUUAGACACAAAAUCAAGCAGAGAAGUUUGGGAAAUGGAACCCAUUCUUUAUUGGAAAAAUGAUGUAAAGCUCUAAUCUGUUCCUGAAAUUCUCAAGACUUACCUGCUAAUUUAUCAAGUGCACUAUGUGUGAAUGGGUUGAUGCUCUAAAGGAAAAGUUAGUCCAUUGGAUCUUUUAAAGGCUGAAUUUAUGCCAUGAAAACUAGCAUAUGGAAGCCCAGAGAGCUGUCAUAGACCCACUAAUGCUUGGUCUUAAAAGACUUGUACAUUAG